Vanrija pseudolonga is the source of this 2480-nucleotide messenger RNA. RefSeq names its product TBC1 domain family member 5 (gene TBC1D5). Lineage: Eukaryota; Fungi; Basidiomycota; Tremellomycetes; Trichosporonales; Trichosporonaceae. Gene Ontology annotation, biological process: activation of GTPase activity. The coding region runs from base 1 to 2448 and encodes 815 amino acids. The record is from RefSeq and is a predicted model, not a curated record. Gene Ontology annotation, molecular function: GTPase activator activity. The transcript has 7 exons.
AUGGGCGAGGCGAGCACGUUCCCGCGCCCGCCAGCCCCCGAGCUAGCGGCGGCAUGGCACAUCCUGUUCGCCGACCCGCUCCUCUCGCUGUCCAACCUCAAGGCCGCGGCGGUCGCAGGCGGGCUCGGCCCGGCGGGGGACGACGGCGGCGUGCCCCUGCGGUCCGUGUACUGGCGCUUCUAUCUCGGCCUGCUCCCGCCGCCGGCGUCGCUCGACCUCUUCCCGCCCGCGCUCGCGACCCAGCGGCGCGGAUACGACGAGCUGCGAGCGCGCUUCCUCGUCGCGCCGGACGGGCGGUGGGCAGCCGACUGUUCCAGCGGCGAGGGGUACGCUGCGAGCACUAGCACGGGAACGAGCACCAGCGCAGAGUCGUGGUCCGACCCGCUGAGCCUCGAGAGCUCGAACCCGUGGAAGACGUGGUUCGCGCACCUCGACCUCCGGGCCACGAUCCGCCAAGACGUCGACCGCACGUUUCCCGACAUUCCGUACUUUGCCUCUGAGCGCGUGCGGCGCAGCCUCACGACGAUGCUGUUCCUCUUCAGCGUGCUGAACCCUGACGUGGGGUACCGGCAGGGCAUGCACGAGCUCCUCGCGGUGUGUAUGGUUGUCGCGGACCGCGACUCGAUUGAGCGCGCCGCGCUCCCAGAACAGGGGGGCAUGCCGGACGCGAUGUACGCCGCGCUCGGGGCAACGCUCGACAGGGCGUACGUGGAGCACGACGCGUUCCAUCUCUUCCAGGAGCUCAUGAAGCCGGCGAAGAGUUUCUACGAGUGGAGAGUAGAGGAGGGGCCUCCCCGCCUUCCCAACGGCCCCCAAGCCCUCAUCAUCGUGCGGUGCAACCACAUUCACUCGCAGCUCAUCCGCCGCAUCGACCCGCAGCUCUGGGAGCGGCUGGACACCGAGGGCAUCGAGGCGCAGAUCUGGCUCAUUCGUUGGAUCCGGCUCAUCCUCACGCGCGAGCUGCCGUUUGGGCAGGCGCUGCGCCUCUGGGACGGCAUGUUCGCCGAGGACCCGGGACUGGGCAUCCUCGACUUUGUCUGCGUCGCCAUGCUGCUGCUCAUCCGGAAUGAGCUCAUGGACGCCGAUUACCCGACAAUCCUCACACACCUGCUCCACUACCCGUCCCCAUCGCCCACUUACCCAUUCAACCCGGCGCUCAUUCUCACCCAGGCCAAGUUUCUACGAAACAACAUCUCCCCUGCUGGUGGGGUCGAGGUGGUGCUACAGAACCAGGAGCAUCUCGGUGUCAAGGCCAGCGGACCGGAGUCAAGAAACAGCUUCGACGACGACGGCAUGGCCAGCUCGUACCGUGUUAGUGGUACCCCGCCGUCGCGGUCCUCAUCCUUACGACCGGGCAAGCCCAAGGGCCUUGCAGCGGGUUUGUUUGAGCGUGCACAGAAGGCAGGCUUGGACAAGGCGUUUGCGGACUUAAGAAGCAGCCUGCCAGACUCAGCCACAGCCUACUCCUUCCUUCCCAGCUUUGCGCCACAGGCGCCGAGCCGAGAGUCGUCGCCCAUCUCGACUAUCCCGUCUACAACAGCGGCGCUGCCGCCCAGACCGGCUCUCCAGCCUACACCGUCAGUUGAUAGCCUCGCGUCGACGAAAUCACUGCUCGACGCCGAGCGCCAGAUGGCCGAGCUCCGCCUCGCCAUGGUGACAAUGGGCAAAGCCAUGGGCGAGUGGCUCGACGUGAUCCGCGAGGGCGCGGGAUCCACCCCGGCCGAGACCGCCGAGGCCUGGCGCGGUCUGGAUAGAGUCCGCGAUGGCUUGCUCGACGCUGCCGGCAACGACGUCGAGGACCUCGUCCAGGCCUGGGCGUGGAACGACGGCUUGGACAGCUCGCGCAGUCGCGGCGCGACGCCAGUCACCCCCUCCAUGAUGGAGCCUCCGCACACGCCAGUCACUCCCACGCGCUCGGGCGCGGCUUCACCCCCUAGAAACACUGUACAGAUCACGCCCAAAGCGCCAGCUCGGGCACCACCGCCGGCACCAGUCUCGACCUCAGGGCCCUCGGCAACUAACCCCACGCUCGCGUCGCCCGUGCCCACGACCGCGCGCCCCGCAAUCUUCCUAUCUCACCGAGAUGACAGACCGUCACCAACGCUCCCCCGGAUGCCGAUAUCCCGUCAGCCAGCAUCAUCGGCGCCAGCAUCGGCGCCACCACCACCACCAGGCGGGCCUCAGUCACCACGCUCGCCCCGCUCGCCCCCGCCACCCCUUGUCAUCCUCCCCAAGCCGCGCGUCUCGUCCAUCGGCGUAGUCAGCGACACGUCGGCGCCCAUGGACCCGCUGGCAGGUAUUGGCGUCGGCGUGAUUCCUCGAGACGAGCGUAGAAGGUCUCUCCGCCCUGGGGCUGGCGCUGGAGGGCCGACGGGCACGGCCUCGGCGCCGAGCUCGGGCAGUGGAGGCCGUGUCAGCGUGGACCCGCUCGGUGUAGGCGGGGGGUAGCUAGGGUUAGUGUUAGGGAAGCAAGGGCCGUG